UUGUCUUAGACGUACGUGUAUAUAGGUUGUUAGUACUUUCACACGGACAUAGCUGCUUGAAGUUAGGUUUAGUUAGUUUUCUAAUAUGAUGCCUGCAUUCGGACGUUCGACUUAGACCUGAUACGUUCGUGGGGCACAGCAUUUGGUGUAGGAAGUGUUCGGCACAUUUCGACAGGAGGUGGAUUAUAUUGAGUUUGGAGCACAUAGAAUGCAAACAAAAUGGGUGAUUGUACACCAUUGUCACAGCUCAUCUCAUCCAAUGCAUUGAAGUUGCUUGCAAACACUAGCGAAUAUGGCGAUGGUGACGUAGCCAGUUUACAAUGUCUCUCGGGCUAUGACUUAAAGGGACCCGAUGUCGUCACUUGCGUACUAGGAAGAUGGAGCCCUUCACUGCCAUCAUGCACAGCCAAACGUUCGCCAAGUGGCCUCUCAACCGACCAAACGGUCAUUAUAGUCAUCUGUGCAAUAGCGAGCCUAAUCGCAUUGAUUGUCAUCCUCGCAAUGUGUGUCAUCUGCUGUAAGAAAUCUAAAGACGAAGACCCCACUCCCCCAGAGAAACCAGAACC
Owenia fusiformis is the source of this 566-nucleotide messenger RNA. The record is from the annotation of a GenBank genome assembly. NCBI's taxonomy places the organism in Eukaryota, Metazoa, Annelida, Polychaeta, Sabellida, Oweniidae.